Molecule: messenger RNA, 7630 nt
Organism: Engraulis encrasicolus (European anchovy)
Lineage: Eukaryota; Metazoa; Chordata; Actinopteri; Clupeiformes; Engraulidae
Gene: pik3c2b
Product: phosphatidylinositol-4-phosphate 3-kinase, catalytic subunit type 2 beta
Exons: 33
Coding region: 464-5236 (1590 amino acids)
Biological process (GO): phosphatidylinositol-3-phosphate biosynthetic process; phosphatidylinositol-mediated signaling; phosphatidylinositol 3-kinase/protein kinase B signal transduction
Cellular component (GO): cytoplasm; plasma membrane; phosphatidylinositol 3-kinase complex
Molecular function (GO): 1-phosphatidylinositol-4-phosphate 3-kinase activity; phosphatidylinositol binding; 1-phosphatidylinositol-3-kinase activity
Source: RefSeq, a predicted model, not a curated record
UAGACUGUUAAGCUGAAGGUAGCUCGCCAGUUCGGCAACAAAAUAACCGGGUAACAGUAGCGAGAAGCGUGUGUCAUUGUUUCACCACGUUUCCGCGGAAUCAACAGAACGUGGACUCGUUUACGCAAAUCGGUAUCAAAUGGAUGCGCCCUAAGACAGUUUGUUUACUACAAACCUUACAGAAUUGGAGUUGAUAUUGCGGGAGUCGAAGAAACAAUUGGGAAUCAAUACGUUCAAAACGCGAAAUCGGAUGUCAUGAUAGCGGCCCAAACACUUCAGAUAAGCUGCAUCCAGAUGAGUCUUGUGUGGACGCCGUGAGUGAGAGACUUUGGCGCUGGUGAUCCAGACAGAGUCGCCCACCAUCACCUCCAUAACCAUCAUCACCAUCACCAUCGCUGCUCCACCUCCUCCUCCUCUUCCACCUUCCUUACCCAGCGUGGCGUGAGGUGAGGGAGGGAGGGGAAUGUCAGCCGCCCAGAUGCAGCAGAGCGGCGACGGGGAGCAGCGCUGGGGGGGCUGCCUGGAGUCCCUGGGCCUGAGCCCGCGGGAGCUGGUCCUGGCCGAGGCCCUGCAGAUGGAGUAUGACGCCCUGUCUCGCCUGCGGCAGGACAAGAGCCCCGUCACCAAGAGCCUGUCCGAUGGGGAUGAGGGGAGCAGCAAGCCUCCUCCGCCGCCCCAAAGGGAGCUGCCCAUCCCACCUCCGAGGCCCAUCCCCAGCCCCCCUGGGAGCUCCAGUCUUCAGACCGGAGGAGGAGGAGGGUGGGAGUCGGAUCAGCAGAGCAGUAAUGGGCAGCCUGGCAGCAGCUACUCCCAGCAGCCUCCGGUGUCCAGCAAGGAGCCACUGUACAUCCUGGACUCCAGGCCCCGGAGUAAGAGCCAUAUAGAUGGCCUUCCUCCCCCAGACGAGCCCCCACCUGCCCUGCCGCCUCGCAACCCCCUGCCACCCCUACCGGACCCCCCCAGACGCCCGCCUCCCACCCCCAGGGACAUCAACCUGUUCACCCCAGACGUGGACCAGCCCAAGCUGCUGUCCACUGACACCUUCAACUACGACCACCUCAAUGACUCUCUGAGCAAGCUGAAUGGUGAUUGGACGAGCCCCCGGGGGAGGAGGGGUUUAGGGGAGCAGGCGGGGAAACCGGUGGCGCGGAGCAAGACGCUGCCCCCUCAGGUGCCACCGCGCACCUACAUGCCCGCACCCAAGCCCGGCAGGACGAAUCGCAGGGUGUCCGCAGACCCGGUGUCCUUGGGCUCUCGGCAGAACGGCUUUGGAUACGAGCUCUUCCAGGUGUCCGAGGAGCGAGAUGAGGAGGUGGCUGCCUUCUGCCACAUGCUGGACAUUUUGCGUUCGGCCUAUCCUUGCGAUGACCAGGCCAAGAACGCGGGGUUCGUGUGGAGCCCGUGCGUGACCCAGGACGAGCUGCAGCAAGUGCUGGGGGUCAGCAUCAAGGUCACGGUGGUCAGCGAGCUCUUCAGAGAGCCCCUCACCUUCACCUGCGAUGGCUCCUCCACGGUGGAUCUGUUGAUCUACCAGACGCUGUGCUACACCCAGGACGAUCUGGAGAUGAUCGAUGUAGACCACUACCUCCUGAAGGUCUCCGGGAAGGCAGAGUACCUGCACAACAAGCAGACCCUUGUGAGCCUUGAGUACAUCCAGCAGUGCCUGAAGUUCGACUGGGACAUCCGCCUCCACCUCAGCAAAAGGACAUCAGUGUGCACCGAGCUGGCAAGAACGGAGGAUGAUGAUGAGACGCCUUCCAGCAUGAACCAUUGCAUCCUGCUGCAGGAGCGCACCAUCAGACAGACUGUUACCAGAGAGGCCCUGACACUGCUGCUGGACACGUUCCAUAAUGAGGCAGAGUCCUUCCUCCUGUCUGAGGUGGAGAUCCCUCUGCAUGUGGAGCGUUUGGUGCAGUCUGUGAAGGCCCUGUGCAGCUCUCUGGCCUCGGUGGAAACGCCGGACGUGACCGCCGCCCUUAACCAGCUCCCCGCCUGCCCCUGUCGCCUGCAGCCCCGCGUACUGAAGGAUGUGACGGUGUUGGCCAGGAGGGAGAACAGAGAGAAAGUGGUGGAGAAGCUGACGUCGGCCAUCUUAGACCUGGUGGAGCUGUACUGCAGCACCUUCAAUGCCAACUUCCACACGGCGCCCCACAGCCACCGGCCCACGGUGCCCAUCCAGGAGGCGGGCAUGGUCACCAACGUGCUGUCCUUUAGCGUCUACUCCGCUCAUCGCAUCCCCAUCACGUGGGCUGCCAGCUACGAGGGAUUCUUCCUGUCCUGUUCCCUCACACAUGGCGCCACGGAGCUCUGCGCCCCGCAGCACACCAGCAAGCAGGCCGUCAGCAAGUACCUUUUCCAUCUGGUGGUCUGGGACCAGAGGGUUUGUUUCCCAGUUCAAAUCAACCAGUUGCCCCGGGAGACACAGCUGACGGUGACGCUGUACGCCAGCCCCCUACCGCCCCCUGGAGGUGCCGAGGAGAAGAGCAAGCAGAAGCGCAGCAUCGAGGCCCUGGGCUGGGUCACCAUGCCCCUCUUCAACUUCAGACAUGUUCUGACGUGUGGCAGAAAGCUUCUUGGUCUGUGGCCUUCGACCCCAGGAAGUACAGGAAAUGGAAAUGCCCGUUCAAGUACGCCCAACUUUAGCCAGCCCGACAGCGUCAUUCUACAGGUGGAUUUCCCCACCUCCUCGUUUGAGGUGCGUUUCAGCACCCCUCCCCCAGCUGAGUUCAGCCCCCAGUACGACUUCAGCCGUCUGGACCAGCACAGCCAGAAGCAGCUCAGAGAUGUCCUGCAGAAGAAGUCCCUCUUCUGGCUGUCCCAGGAGGAGAGGCGUCUGCUGUGGGAGAAGCGCUACUUCUGCCAUGCGGAGAGCGGACGGCUGCCCCUGGUGCUCGCUAGCGCCCCCCGCUGGGAGUGGGCGUGCCUGCCCGACAUCUACGCCCUGCUAAGGCACUGGGCCUGCAUGAACCACCUGGACGCUCUUGGACUGCUGCACGCCACGUUCCCUGAUCAGGAGUGUAGGCGGACUGCUGUCCAGUGGAUAGACUCCAUCUCUGACACUGAACUCCUCGACUUCCUCCCACAGUUUGUCCAGGCUCUGAAGUACGAGUGCUACCUGGACAGCCCUCUAGUGCGCUUCCUACUUCGCAGAGCCAUCGCAGACAUGCGCAUAGCACACUACCUGUUCUGGCUCCUGAAGGACGCCCUGCAGGACUCCCAGUUCAGUGUGCGCUAUCAGCAGCUGCUGGCUGCCGUGCUGUGCUGCGUGGGCAGGGGCCUGAGGGAGGAGUUUGACCGGCAGAGCUGGCUGGUCUCCAUCCUGGCCAAAGUGGCCCAGCGCGUACGCGACGCAUCGCUCUCCUCUCGCCAGGCGGUCCUUCGAGAAACCCUGGAUGAGGUGAAGCAGUUCUUCACGGUUAGCAGCACUGUCCGUCUCCCCCUGAACCCCGGUCUUCUGGUCAAGGGCAUCAACAUCCAGUCCUGCUCCUUCUUCAACUCCAACGCGGUGCCCCUAAAACUCUCCUUCCAAAACAUGGACCCCCACGGAGACCAUGUCAACGUCAUCUUCAAGUCGGGUGACGACCUGCGGCAGGACAUGCUGACUCUGCAGAUGAUCCGCAUCAUGAAUAAGAUCUGGAUCCAGGAGGGCCUGGACAUGAGGAUGGUCAUCUUCCACUGCUUCUCCACCGGCCGCGGAAAAGGCAUGGUGGAGAUGAUCCCCAGUGCUGAGACGCUGCGUAAGAUCCAGGUGGAGCACGGGGUCACCGGCUCCUUUAAGGACCGCCCACUAGCCGACUGGCUACAGAAACACAACCCCACCGAGGACGAGUACGAAAAGGCAGUGGAGAACUUCAUCUACUCGUGUGCGGGCUGCUGUGUGGCAACAUACAUCCUGGGCAUCUGCGACCGCCACAAUGACAACAUCAUGCUGAAGACCAGUGGACACAUGUUCCACAUUGACUUUGGCAAGUUCCUGGGACACUCGCAGAUGUUCGGCAGCAUCAAGCGAGACCGUGUGCCGUUUGUCUUCACCUCAGACAUGGCCUAUGUCAUCAACGGUGGAGACAAGCCUUCUAGAAGAUUCCAUGACUUUGUAGACCUCUGCUGCGAGGCUUACAACCUCAUCAGGAAACACUCACACCUAUUCCUUAACAUGCUGGGUUUGAUGCUGUCGUGUGGUAUCCCGGAGUUGUCAGACCUGGAGGAUCUGAAGUAUGUCUGGGAUGCCCUAAGGCCGCACGAGUCAGAGGCUGAUGCCACCAUGUACUUCACAAGGUUGAUUGAGUCCAGCCUGGGGAGUGUGGCCACCAAGCUGAACUUCUUCAUCCACAACCUGGCCCAGAUGAAGUUCGCCUCCUCCGAGGAGCGGCCGGUCCUGUCCUUCGCCCCGCGGGUCUACACCCUCAAGAGCGACGGCGCCAUCCGCAACCUGUUUGUCUGCCAGCACAUGAAGACCUACAGCCCCAACAAAGGCUAUACGUACGUGGUGAAGGUGGAGCGUGAGGGUCAGCAGGGCUCCACACUGGUGCAGAGGAGCUUUGAGGAGUUCCACGAGCUCCACACUAAACUACGCCUCAUCUUCCCCUCUUCCAAACUACCCAGCUUCCCCAGCCGGUUUGUGAUUGGUCGAUCCCGUGGCGAGGCCAUGGCUGACCGGAGGAAAGACGAGCUGAAUGGCUACGUGUGGCACCUGAUACAUGCGGCCCCCGAAGUUGCACAGUGUGACCUGGUAUACACCUUCUUCCAUCCCCUCCAACGGGACGAGAAACCAGGAACCGUGGUCAACACACUCCACACGAAAACAGGAGAUUUCUCAUGGAGUCCAGAGCCUGGCAAAGUUGCUGGGGAGGUGAAGCUCUCCAUAUCUUUCAAGAGCAACAAGCUCUUCAUAAUGGUCAUGCACAUCCGGGGCUUGCAAUCGCUUCAGGACGGCACAGACCCGGACCCCUACGUUAAACUCUACCUCCUACCCGACCCCCAGAAGACUAGCAAGAGGAAGACCAAGGCCGCUCGACGCACCUGCAACCCCACAUACAACGAGAUGCUGGUGUACGACGCGAUCCCGCGGGGGGACCUGCACCAGAGGGUGAUCCACCUGCGCGUGCUGAGCGAGGGGGCCUUCUGGGAGAGCACCCAGCUUGGGGAGGCCUUUAUCCCGCUCAAGAGCCUGGAGCCCGGCCAGCACUGGGUCGACUGGCACCAGCUGGGUACAGGGGCACCUGAAACCAGCCGUUGAGCUGAGCAUAUGGGAAAAGAGGACAGCAGCCGGCUGCAGAGGUGUCGGGUUGGGGUGGAUUGGGUUUGGGGGGUGGGGUGGGGGGUGAGUGUUUCAAUUUGCAUCUAUAUUCGGGUCUGGUAAAAAUGGGAGUUAGAUGAAGGGAAGGUGUGUGUGUGUGUGUGUGUGUGUGUGUGUGUGUGUGUGUGUGUGUGUGUGUGUGUGUGUGUGUGUGUGUGUGUGUGUGUGUGUGUGUGUGUGUGUGUGUGUGUGUGUGUGUGUGUGCGCGCGCACAGUGCGUUGCUCAUGAGUUGCUGGUGAGCUGCCAAAAGAAGCCCAUGGCUCAGAGGUGGAUAAUUUUCCCUCCUAGGGGGGGCACAACAUGUGUGUGUGUGUUACCGUCUUCGGACUCUGUGUGUACGGGACUGAGACGCCAGAUGGGGAUGGCUCUUGAUGAACUGCCAUCUCUGAAUAUACUGUAAGUGGUAUGACAAAGUGCAGAAUGGGGAUUGGGGGGGGGGGGAACACGGUGAACUCAAUGAUAUCUGAAUCUGACCACUGGCUGCAGAGCUGGAGGGAAACCUCAGUUUGUUUUGCCUUGGCACCCUUAAUGACGCCUCAGAGGAAGAACUUCAGUGAAAAACUUCAGAGGAACUGUCGCUUGCAAAAUCUUCCAAGAAACUGCCAUUCACCAGUGUCUGAAAAAAAACCAAGAGUUCCCUGUAAAGUCCGCUAUUAUCGCUUUACUGCUUUAGAGUUUGUGCCGCCCUGCUCUGCUGUGUCAAGAAAUUUUAAAAGGGAUUUUUUUUAAAGUUAUGCCAUUUUUUUCUAAAUAAAUCAUUUAUGAUUUUCUUUUGCUCAGUUGUGUUGAGCUGGGUUGUGUUGUAGCCUAUGGUGUAUAUUAUAAUAAUAUAAUCCUUUCUCUGUUAGUCGGGUCAAAGUGAUCUGAAAGAGAAGGUGAUUGCUUUUGUUACUGUAAAACUGGGCACAUUUUGUGGCUUUAGUUAACUUGUCUUGUUUGUAAACGGCACGUAACUGUAAGCAUAAUUAUUUUGCCAUUGAAUGCCACUAAAUGGAGACAGGUGGUAGUUAUCAAUUGCCAACUUCGAUUUCCUUAACAGUUUCUAAUACAGGAGACAAUUAGCUUAUUUCAAUGGUGUCAUUUUCGUAGGGUCUCGUGGUCUUGGUGUAAUCAGUAGUAAACAAGGUGUUGCUAUUUUGAUUAUAGAGGACCAGGCUUAAUAUACCGAGAUCAUGAAGAUCAGAAGAUGAAAAGUCAGUUUCAAAAUUUUUCCACUUGGUAAAUUAGAUGCUUCCAAAAUGCUACAACAGUGAAUUUCCUGUUGUUGUUUUUUUGCAUGCAGCAGAACCUGCCAAAAGUAGAUACUGUGUCACUGGCUCGUAAUUGUUCAGCAGUUUAAAUUGUCCUCACAUGUUGUUUUGAUUUAUCAAAACAUUUUAUAUUAUUUAUUUGCCUCAAGCUAUGGAGUGAAACAUCAUUUUGAUUGUUGCUUAUGUUGCUUUUGACUUUGCUUUUAGAUUUUAAUAGUGCGGAGAUUGUAGACAUGAUCUUGCAAUGUAUAUGUUUGCCUGCCCGUGUACGUGAGCUUAGUUGUGUGAAUGUUUCUUUGGCUUUGAGAACGCCCCGUGGCUCCAACUGCUCUUUGCGAAGUCCUACUAAGCCAGUAAACCACUCUCCCAGUAUGUACGGUAUCUACUCCUCACGAUAAAUGAAUGAAGAGAUACAGUGUUGAGAAUGCACAAUUUAUUUUUUGACUUACAUGUCACUCGUAAUGUGUAGCACCACCAGAGGCUGAUGCCUGCAAUACCAUCCUCAUAUUUAACAUGAUCCUCAGUUCUCAGCAUUAUAACACCAGUUCCCCUAAGCAGAAAACAAAACCGGUCUAUCCAGAUCAUUACAUAACAACAGACUUCAAAUAAAUCAAGUCCCAUUAAAGCACUAAAGGUUUUUGCAUAGGCUACAGUUUUUUAUUUGUUUUUUUUCUGUCAGGCUGUCCUGUUUAUCAGCUGGCAGGCGUCAUGACUUGACCGCUAGAAGACUAGGCCUGUUUAUGUGGCCAAGUUUCUCUUUUUUCUUCAUUUGCCUGAAUGUGUGUGGUGUUGCAGUGGGCGAAUGGAGUAAUGAGUUAAGGGUUUCAGCCCUGACGAGUUGACAAGCCGUGGCAUGUCAUUGAGUGAAGAAGGGGCACAAGAAUGUAUACCUUUGAUGUGAGUGGAUUUUAAAGUGUUAUGAAUUAGUGACAAAUAAUUAACCAUUUCCAUGUGAUAAAAUGAAAGUUCUUCCUAUAAUAAAUCCCUACUUUUAGACUUUAAACCAGGAAUUUUGCAUUUUUAAUUUCACCAUGUUUUGUAAUAUUAUUUGCACUAAAUAAUUAAAAAUACACUUGAAUUAAA